Messenger RNA from Brassica rapa (field mustard), 6063 nucleotides. RefSeq lists its product as uncharacterized. Lineage: Eukaryota; Viridiplantae; Streptophyta; Magnoliopsida; Brassicales; Brassicaceae. The record is from RefSeq and is a predicted model, not a curated record. Gene Ontology annotation, molecular function: nucleic acid binding; RNA-DNA hybrid ribonuclease activity.
CAAAAUUUCUAAUGUACAAUUUUUAAUGCAAAAUUCAAAAUUAAAAUAUUAAAGUUUCAAAACUUUUUCAAUAAAAAUUUAGAAAUUAUCAUAUUUAAGUAUUAUUCUAUGUUAUAUAGUUUAAUUUUAAACUAUAUUAUUAUAUAAUAUCAAUGUCUAGUAAACGAGAUUUCAUAUUCAUACGAUUUAUGAUCAUUUGUAUCUUAUUAUUACCAAAAAGAGUUUAACCAUUGAUCACAAAAUUUUAAUGUGAGACAUUUAACGUUUUUAAUAAUUUAUAGUCGUUUUAAAAAUUCAAAUAUAGCAUAUAAAAAAAUUAAUGUUUUAUUAUAUGGUUAAUGUAGUUGUUUAAUAUCUUUUAAUAAUAUAAAAUUAAACAAAAAAUAGCUAAGAUACAAAAAUUAUUAUCAAAUAUUUGUUAUUCAUAAUUAUUAAUUGUCAUAUAUAUGUUAAUCAUAUUAGGCAAUUCCGUAGCUUUUAUUUAAAGAAAAUGCGAGAAUAUUUUUUUGUACAUUAAUUUACAUUAUUCCUUAAGUCAAACACAUACACUAUUGAAGUACACUGAGAAAACGGUUAUGGGCGUGGAUUAUGGGUGCAAGGUUUUUUAAAUGAUGUUAAUAGGGCCUGUUUCUGAUGUUUUUGUGAAGUUGAAAAUGUUCGGUAUGGAGUGGACUCAACAGUUAAUGCAAAUAUGGAGUGUUUAUUUUGAUCAAGACAAUUGUAUGGAUAUUUCUCAGUCGUGGUCUUUGUGGAAAUUUAUGCUGAUACAAAUGAUAUUUCUUAAGUACUCUUGGGUCGUCUCGUUAUGUGUUGUUCAAGAUGGUUAUAAUAAUGGUUCUCGGAGUGUGACUUUAACCAAAGGUGUGAUGGAUUUAUAUAGGGGUGUUACAGGUGCAUUAAUCACCUUGAUAUGGUGUUCAUGGAAAUCUGGAAUUGUUUGGUUUUUGGGUGGCAUUGUACCUGAAUCCUCUAGCUCGUAUGAGCAAUUCAAUCACUUUUAUAUAUGAAAAUACUAAGUUGGAAUUGCAGAGGACUUGGAAGUCAUUGGACCAUAAGUUAUCUCAAGGAAAUACGUCAUAAACAUAAACCAGAUUUUUUAUUUCUCUCAGAGACUAAACAGGAGUUUGAAUUUGUUCAAAAAUUUCAAUCUCACUUUGGAUAUGAUAAUCUGGUCACUGUGGAUCCGAACGGGAGGAGUGGUGGUUUAGCUCUCUUCUAUAACAACGAGUACCAAGUAAAGAUCUUAUAUUCUAGUAACAGAAUGAUUGAUAUAGAAGCAGUGACUAAUGGGAAACAAGUCUUCCUUACUUUUGUUUAUGGAGAUCCGGUUCAAACGCUUAGAGAACAAGUAUGGGAAAGAUUAACUCGGUAUGGGCUAGCACGAUCUGAACCUUGGUUUAUUAUUGGGGAUCUAAAUGAGAUAACUGGGAAUCAUGAAAAGGAUGGGGGGGGCUCUACGCAAUGCAGCUUCUUUUAUUCCUUUUAAUAAUAUGAUAAGGAAUAGUGGUUUACUGGAAUUUCCGGCUCGGGGUAAUAAGAUGUCAUGGCAAGGACGAAGAGGCAAAGGGAAAGGAGCAUUUACGGUUAGAUGUCGAUUGGAUAGAGCCUUGGCUAAUGAGGAAUGGCAUACACUUUUCCCAUAUUCUUAUACAGAAUAUCUGAGACUGGUGGGAUCGGAUCAUAGACCUGUGGUAGCUUUUUUGGACGAUAAGGUUACAGGACGGAAAAGAGGACAAUUCAGGUUUGAUAAGCGAUGGAUUGGCCAAGAAGGACUCAUGGAAUCAAUUGUAUCGGGGUGGACAGAAAAUCAGGAAAGCCUUUCUGAAGAUUUUAUGACAAAGAUUAAUAAUUGUCGUCAUGAAAUUUCAUCAUGGCGGAAAAAUAAUCAACCAUAUGGGAAGGACAAAAUUCAUAAUCUCCAAAACGCGCUGAAAGAAGUACAAACAGAUAAUAAUAGGUCACAAGAGGAAAUUAUUGAGAUUUCCAGGAAAUUACAAGAGGCAUAUAAGGAUGAAGAGGAAUAUUGGCACCAGAAGAGUAGAAAUAUGUGGUAUUCAUCUGGGGACCUAAAUACUAAGCUUUAUCAUGCUUUGACAAAGCAACGUCGGAUCCGAAACAAAAUAGUGGGUCUCCAUGAUGAAGCGGGUAAUUGGAUUACAGAAGAGAACGGUAUUGAGAAAGUGGCAGUGGAUUACUUUGCUGGUUUGUUUAGUUCAACUAACCCAAGGGAGUUUGAUAGUUUUUUGGAGGAAAUAGGUCCAUCAAUUUCCCCCCAGAUGAAUCAAUUGUUACUGCGAAGAGCUACGGAGGAAGAAGUUCGACAAGCACUAUUUAUGAUGCAUCCGGAGAAAGCGCCUGGCCCAGAUGGAAUGACGGCCCUCUUUUUCCAACACUCCUGGAAUGUCGUUAAGAAGGAUGUGGUUGAGUUGGUCAAUAAUUUUUUGGUCACAGGAGAUAUGGAUUCACGGUUAAACAUAACAAACAUUUGCAUGAUCCCAAAAAUAGAGAGACCUACAAGGAUGACGGAACUAAGACCGAUAAGCCUAUGUAACGUUGGUUACAAGAUCAUUUCGAAAGUUUUAUGUCAAAGAUUGAAAAUUUGUCUUCCCCAUCUAAUUUCGGAGACGCAAUCGGCUUUUGUGGCAGGAAGGUUAAUAUCGGAUAAUAUUCUCAUUGCGCAGGAAAUGUUCCAUGGUUUGCGAACCAACAAAUCUUGUCAAAAUAAGUUUAUGGCAAUUAAAACGGAUAUGAGUAAGGCAUAUGAUCGGAUAGAGUGGAAUUUUAUAGAGGCCUUACUUAAUAAAAUGGGAUUUGAUCCGCAUUGGGUUAAAUUAAUGCGAGAGUGUAUAUCUUCAGUUCAAUAUAGAGUUUUACUCAAUGGGCAGCCACGAGGUCUCAUUAUACCUCAGCGGGGACUACGGCAGGGGGAUCCAUUAUCUCCUUAUUUAUUUAUUAUAUGUACAGAGGCUCUAAUUAUGAAUAUAAAAAAGGCAGAGCGGAUGAAACAAUUGACCGGUAUGAAGGUAGCCAGAGCGUGUCCAGCUAUCUCUCACUUGCUAUUUGCAGAUGAUAGUUUGUUCUUUUGCAAGGCAAACAAAGAAGAGUGCCACACUAUUCUUAGGAUACUAAAGGAUUAUGAGGCUGUAUCAGGACAACAAAUUAAUUUUCAAAAAUCCUCAAUUCAAUUUGGACAUAAGAUUGAGGAAUCAAGCCGUCAGGAAUUGCGAGAUAUAUUGGGAAUUCAGAAUUUAGGAGGAAUGGGUUCUUAUUUAGGUCUGCCGGAAAGUUUAGGAGGAUCCAAGGUUCAAGUGUUUGGUUUUGUACAAGAUCGUCUGAAUAAUAGGGUGAAUGGUUGGACCUUUAGAUUUUUCACUAAAGGGGGAAAAGAGGUGAUUAUUAAGUCUGUGAUAACUGCGCUACCAAACCAUGUGAUGUCCGUGUAUCGGUUACCGAAAGCUACAGUGAAGAAACUAACGAGUGCGGUAGCCCAGUUUUGGUGGAGUCCAGGAGGAAGCACACGAGGUAUGCAUUGGAAAUCAUGGGAUAAAUUGUGUGAACAUAAGGAUAAUGGUGGGUUAGGGUUCAAGGAUCUGAAUGAUUUUAAUACGGCAAUGCUUGGAAAGCAAUUGUGGAGGCUGAUCGAGAAGCCAAAUUCUCUUUUCUCUCGAGUUUUCAAAGGACGGUAUUACAGGAAUGCUUCACCCCUGGAUCCGAUUCGCUCAUAUUCCCCGUCGUAUGGCUGGAGGAGUAUCACCUCUGCUAGAUCUCUGGUUUGUAAAGGACUAAUUAAAAGGGUGGGUACAGGAUCAUCUAUCUCAGUAUGGAAUGAUCCUUGGAUCCCAUCCACUCGCCCGAGACCAGCUAACAAAAAUUCUCAUCACAGUUAUUCGGACCUUACAGUGGAUUCCCUUAUUCAUCAGGAUUCCCGCACUUGGAAUUUACAGGCACUUAGGACUUUGGUGGAGCCUAACGAUGCAAAGUUGAUUGAAAGUAUUCCUCUGAGUAGAAAUCAGAUGGAAGAUAGGAAUGGUUGGCAUUUCACUAAUAAUGGGAAAUAUUCGGUACAAUCAGGGUAUCAAGUAGAAAGGAUCUAUCCUGACAAGGAAAAACCACCAGAUUUUUAUGGUCCCAAUGUGGAUAUACUCAAGGCAUUUUGUUGGAAAGUGAAGUGUCCUCCAAAACUACGGCAUUUUCUAUGGCAGUUGGUGACAGGUUGUAUAGCAGUGACAAAGAAUCUAAAAUCUAGGGGAAUACAAGGAGAUACAGUUUGUGCACGGUGUGGAGACGCAGAGGAAUCAAUAAAUCAUGUCUUCUUUGAGUGUCCUCCGGCACGGCAAGUGUGGGCACUAUCUAAGAUUCCAUCAAAUCCAAAUUUUUUUCCAACUGGUUCUCUUUUUACUAAUAUGGAUCAUUUAUUUUGGAGAGUUAACCCAAAAAUGGAGGAUCAUCAGUUUGCAUGGAUACUAUGGUAUAUUUGGAAGGGCCGGAAUAAUAAAGUUUUCAGUAAUAUUGAUAUUGAACCGAGAGAGACGCUAAACUUAGCAGAAUUGGAGUCAAGACUUUGGGCUGAGGCACAAAAUAUCAAUAAUCCAAGGGUCGUACCUGAAGUACAGCUUAGAUUGCCCUUAGUGACCACAGGAAGAUGGUGUUUCACGGAUGGGUCUUGGAAAGAUAAAGAUGUUUUUUCAGGACAAGGUUGGCUCAGUACCCUUCCAGGGUUUGAGGGUUUGUUAGGGGCAAAGAAUGUAAGGGCAAGUUUAUCACCUCUUCAUGCGGAGAUAGAGGCAUUGACUUGGGCAAUGGAAUGUAUGAAAAACUUAAGACAAUAUCAGGUCACAUUUGCAACGGAUUGUUCUCAACUGGUGAAGAUGGUUUCAGAACCAGAGGAAUGGCCAGCAUUUGGAAGUUACCUGGAGGAUAUCAAGCUUUUGAGAAGAAGCUUCAUCAACUCAGAAAUUGUUCAUGUUUCGAGGACAGACAAUAAAAUGGCGGAUCGCUUGGCACGCAGUGCUCGGAUACAACCGUCGUUCGUCAUACACAUGGAUGCAGAGUUGUCACUAUGGUUUACGGAGUCUAUAUGAGUCUGUAAAUGUUCUUGCUGUCAAAAAAAAAAAAAAAAGUUAGUUUAAUAAAAAUUAUAAUAUAAAUUAAGAUAAACCAACAUCUUUCUUUAAAAAUUCUGAAUUUUAUUCUCAUUGUGACAUGUGAGUACAAAAUAUUGUUGUAGUGUUUCUCAACUAAUAUAUUAAAAAUGAUAUCUAGCAUUUAUUAAUAGCUAUGUUAAGUAAAUAAAAUUUCAACUAUAUAUUUAUAUAUAUAUAUAUAUAUAAACUUAUUAAACAUGUCAUUUUAGUACUCAAUGGGAUCACAUUUUCCAAUAAUAAUAAUAAUAAUAUAACAAAUAUAUUUAUUUAAUAUUCAAUGUUAGAUCUCAUUUUGCAAUAUAUAUAUGAAACAUAUCAUUUUAGUAUUAAAUAUUAGAUCUCAUUUUGCAUAUAUAUAUAUACAUAUAUAUCAAACAUGUCAUUUAGGUAUUUAAUGUAAUAUCACAUUUAACAGUAUAUAUAUAUAUAGGUAGAUAUACAAAGUAUUAAACUACAAUCAUAAAAUGUCUGGCCAAGAAAUUCCAGAACGUUCAAAGCAACAAAGUUCCAUGACUAGAUCGCCGAGAGAACCUCCAUGUGAUCUCAAUGAAAAUGGUUUACCAUUAAGACCUCAUCAAACCAUUUGCCCACAUUACAAUAGGUUCGGCCUCUGUAAACUUGGACCAACUUGUAGAUUCGAUCAUUCUACCAAACCACCCUCCUCAGACAGCAAACAAUAAAAUUGAAAGUGAUGUACAAAAUCAGUGUUUCAAUAUUGUUAUAUGCAAAUUCAGUUUCUUUUGUUUUGAUGCAAAGUUUAUUUGACUAGUAUACCUGAAUAAUAUUAAAGUAUGUUAUACAUUUUAGGAUCAACUUGAUCACCAUGGAACCGAAUCUUCAUAUCAUGUAAACAACUAUCUUAAGAUCCGCGCAAUUACGCGGGAUGAAUGUUAUAUAUACAACUAAUUUUUAUCUAUUA